Molecule: messenger RNA, 588 nt
Organism: Equus caballus (horse)
Lineage: Eukaryota; Metazoa; Chordata; Mammalia; Perissodactyla; Equidae
Gene: IFN-OMEGA2
Product: interferon-omega-2
Biological process (GO): defense response
Cellular component (GO): extracellular region
Molecular function (GO): cytokine receptor binding
Source: RefSeq, marked validated
AUGGCCCUCCUGCCCUCUCUCUUGACGGCCCUGGUGGUGAUCAGCUAUGGUCCUGGUGGAGCUCUGGGCUGUGACCUGCCUCAGAACCACAUCCUGGUUAGCAGGAAGAACUUCGUGCUUCUGGGCCAAAUGAGCAGAAUCUCCUCCGCAAUCUGUCUGAAGGACAGAAAAGACUUCAGGUUCCCCCAGGACAUGGCGGAUGGCAGGCAGUUCCCAGAGGCCCAGGCCACGUCUGUCCUCCACGAGAUGCUCCAGCAGAUCUUCAGCCUCUUCCACACAGAGCGCUCGUCUGCUGCCUGGAACACGACCCUCCUGGACGAACUCUGCACGGGACUCCUUCGGCAGCUGGAAGACCUGGACACCUGUUUGGAGCAGGAGAUGGGAGAGGAAGAAUCUGCCCUGGGACCUGUGCGCCCUACACUGGCCCUGAAGAGGUACUUCCGGGGGAUCCAUCUCUACCUGAAAGAGAAGAAAUACAGUGACUGUGCCUGGGAGAUUGUCCGAAUGGAAAUCAUGAGAUCCUUCUCUUCAUCAGCAAACCUGCAAGAAAGGUUAAGAAUGAAGGAUGGAGACCUGGGCUCACCUUGA